Molecule: messenger RNA, 1291 nt
Organism: Magallana angulata
Lineage: Eukaryota; Metazoa; Mollusca; Bivalvia; Ostreida; Ostreidae
Exons: 3
Coding region: 83-871 (262 amino acids)
Source: RefSeq, a predicted model, not a curated record
UCACAGCUGACCAGUCGUUGUACUUAUUACCCAUGAUCUGGUGGUCGAGCCACAGUUCCGGAGUCGCUAGAGAGUUAGCAUCAUGGUUGUCCACAAACUUUGGCUGAUUACCCUUGUGAUGGUGCUGUUCAAUGCUAAUCUUUCUUAUGCAUCCCAGAUAUUGCACCCUCUUGGCAAGCCGGGGAUACAGCCCUUGGUGAUCAACAUUACAGCCAAUCAGGACACUAAGAUGGCCAUGUAUUACGCCAGAUUCACAGGUCCCUCCGACACCGAGGCGUUAUUUUUUGAAGGAACAUUCAGGAAAGUAUCAACUUCAGGAACAACCUCCGUUUUCGAAGCUGUUUCUGAGUUUUCUUUUUCCGGUUAUGCAAGGCGUAGAAUUGUUUUGGAAUCUCCUUCCACAGCAGAUUUCUUAAGAGUUGAGAAUGAUGUAGAUCAAAGCAUUUACGAGACCGAGUUUGCUAGAAUCCCGUGCGAGUUCGAGGUCAAGAAAUCCCAGGAUGACGGGGCAGGCAUUGUCCAGUACUCGGUCAGAGCGGAGAACUGCGACUUGGAUGGGCAAUACGCUGGAGAGGGGUUCGAGUCGUUUAAGUCCAUUGGCACAAAGAUCACCAAAUCUGGGGAGGAAGUAGGUUACGCUUUAUUGGAUUACCCUGGAAAGCAGGUACCUCCCGAUUACAUUUUUGACUACUUUAAUAUGACUGGCGACACAGGAUAUAACACAGGAUCCAGGUUUCUCGGCACCAUGACGUUGAACGUGAAGAAAAUGGCGGCAGAUAAUGUUCAGGUUAAACCACCGAUGUUCAAAGAUUUCAACGUCAGAGCUACACCGUUUGAAAUGCUGGAAUGGGCGUACAUGUAUAUAAUUUAAUUCUGAUUGUAACGCCUCAUUUGAUUGGCUAAACAAAUUCAUAUAUAUCGUAUAACAUAACUUGCCUACGUCACAAUACGACGUUACGUUUUAAUUUUGUACAAACUAACAUCCUUUAACUAAUUAGUGGGCCCUAUUUCCUGAUUUUAGUACUAAAAAAUUAAAUUAUACGUAAUAAAUUUAAGUUCUACCUAUGUUAUAGGAGUAUAACAUAACUUGGAACAGUUUACGCUUUUUUAUAAACCGCUUUGCAGUUUAUAAAGCGUAAACUGCCCCAAGUUAUAUUAUAUCGUAUAACAAAGGUAGAACUUAAAUUCAUUCCUUAAAUAAAAACGUGAUGAAGAAAAUGUAAUCCUCAAAUCAUUGAAAUGAGUUAUACCCAUGUAUGUAAAAAUGAGUUCAUUAAACUAUGCAUCCAAA